CCACCGACCUCCCCCCAUCUCCACCGGCCGCCCGUCUAUCAGCGAGCGCGUCUUCCACCCCGCAUCCCGUCUGCGCUCUGCCCGAGUGCUUUAAUUGCGCGCGCUCGCCUCCGCCCUCGAGUCGCGACCGCUGCGAGCCCCCGACUCCCGUGCAGCCUCUGCCUGCGGGCCCUAUUCUUCGACCACAUCACCUAAAGCGCGCCCGGCGCAUCGAGCCCAUCGCCGGACGCGACGAGCACGCCACAUAGCUACCGCAGCACACUUAUCCAGCCGUUGAGCAGGCGCCCAGCGUGGCUACCGCUACUCUCUCACUCACUCGCCACAUCCGCUAGGACAGCUUCCAGCGACUCUCUCACCCACAAAACUCUGCAGCGCCGCCACGAUGCCGCCCGGUGCACCCGCAGUAUCGAAAUGUCCGCUCCGGACCAUCAAGGAGAUCCAGUUCGGGCUGCUCUCCCCCGAGGAGAUCAAAGCCAUGAGCGUCUGCCACAUCCUAUAUCCCGAGACCAUGGACGAGGUCAAGCAGCGUCCACGCGAGCAGGGCCUCAACGACCCGAGGCUUGGCACCAUCGACCGCAUGUACACGUGCCAGACGUGCAAGGAGGACAUCCAGAUCUGCCCCGGUCACUUUGGCCACAUUGAGCUGCACACGCCCGUCUUUCACGUCGGUUUCGUCGUCAAGAUCAAGAAGAUUCUCGAGACGGUGUGCCAUACGUGUGGCCUGAUCAAGGCUGACUACAACCAUCCAGACUGGGCUGCGGCCAUCAGGAAAAAGGAUGCGAAGAAGCGCUUUGACACCAUCUGGCGCAUGUCGCGGACGCGGACCGUGUGCGAGCAAGACUCGUCCGAGGAGGACCCUAAGAAGGCGCCUCGUAUUCCCCACGGCGGUUGCGGUAGCGGACAGCCAGACACCAUUCGCAAGGAAGGUCUUAAGCUGACCGGGAACUGGAAGGCCAAGAAGAAGGACGAGGACGACGGUCAGGGUGACAGGAAAGAAGUCCUCACUCCCCAGCAUGCUCUCAACAUUUUCAAGCUCUUGUCCGACAAUACCCUCGCCUUGUUGGGUCUUAACGCCGACUACGCUCGCCCCGAGUGGAUGGUUCUUACCGUUUUGCCUGUUCCCCCGCCUCCGGUGCGGCCUAGUAUCUCCGUUGACGGUACCGGCCAGGGCAUGCGCGGAGAAGACGAUCUGACCUACAAGUUGGGUGACAUCAUCCGUGCAAACGCAAACGUGCAGCAGUGUAUCACAGAUGGCUCACCUCAGCACGUCUUGACUGAGUAUGAAACACUGCUCCAAUAUCACGUUGCCACCUAUAUGGACAACGACGCCAAUGGUGUACCACAGGCGAUGCAGAAGUCUGGUCGUCCCUUGAAGACGAUCCGUGGUCGCCUAAAGGGUAAGGAGGGCCGUCUACGUGGUAAUUUGAUGGGUAAGCGUGUCGACUUCUCCGCACGUACCGUCAUCACCGGUGACCCCAACUUGUCUCUGGAUCAGGUUGGUGUACCUCGUUCUAUUGCACGAACCCUCACAUACCCUGAAGUUGUCACCAAGUUCAACAUCAGCAAGUUGACAGGUCUGGUACGCAACGGUCCCAAUCAACAUCCGGGUGCCAACUACGUCAUCAAGGCCGACGGUGUUCGUCUCGACCUGAAACACAACAAGAACCUUGACGAUCUGCGUCUGCAGUAUGGCUGGAAGGUUGAGCGCCACAUCGACGACGACGAUGUUAUCAUCUUCAACCGUCAGCCCUCGCUGCACAAGGAGUCCAUGAUGGGUCAUCGCGUCAAGGUCAUGCCUUACUCCACAUUCCGUCUGAAUUUGUCUGUCACAUCACCAUACAACGCCGAUUUCGACGGUGACGAGAUGAAUUUGCACGUGCCCCAGAGCGACGAAACUCGUGCUGAGAUCCAGAACCUGUGCAUGGUGCCUAAGCAGAUUGUGUCUCCUCAAAAGAACGCACCUUUGAUGGGUAUUGUUCAGGAUACUCUUCUGGGUGCCUACAAGAUGACCCGUCGAGAUAGUUUCAUGCCUCUCGAGCAGGUCAUGAACAUCAUGAUGUGGGUACCAGAUUGGGACGGUAUCGUACCAGAGCCCGCUAUCUUGAAGCCUCGACCUCUCUGGACUGGUAAGCAGAUCAUCAGCUUGGCCAUCGCAAAGGAGGUCACCAUCAUCAGGUCUGAAGAUGAUUCAAAGCCUUCACCUUGGAACUGUCUGAAGGAUCAGAGUCUGCUGAUUCUGGGUGGUGAGCUCAUCUACGGAUCCAUCACUAAGAAGAUUGUCGGAGCUACGGCUGGUGGUGUCAUCCACAUCAUUUUCAACGAGCUUGGUCCUCAGGAUGCUGUUGGCUUCUUCAACGCCUGCCAGCGUAUCGUCUGUCACUGGCUUUUGCACCAUGGUUUCAGUUUCGGUGUCGGAGAUACUAUCCCCGAUCCAAAGACUGCUGACAAGAUUGCCGAGGAGAUUGCAAAGGCGAAAGCAAAGGUCGAUGUCAUCACAAAGGAGGCUACUUCUGACAAGCUUGAGCCUCUGCCUGGUAUGACCAUUCGUGGUACCUUCGAGUCUAAGGUUCAAAAGUUCCUCAAUGAGGGUCGUGAAGGCGGUGGUACUGCAGCUCAGAACAGUUUGAAAGAUUUCAACAACGUUGUCCAGACCGUCAUUUCUGGAUCCAAGGGUUCUACUGUCAAUAUCUCCCAGAUGGUUGCCCUUGUCGGACAACAAGCUGUGGAAGGUCAGCGUAUUCCUUAUGGUUUCAAAUACCGCACCCUGCCGCAUUUCACCAAGGACGAUUAUUCGCCAGAAUCACGAGGUUUCGUCGAGAACUCCUAUCUGCGUGGUCUUACACCGUCCGAGUUCUUCUUUCACGCCAUGGCUGGUCGUGAGGGUCUUAUCGACACAGCUGUCAAGACUGCUGAGACGGGAUACAUUCAGCGUCGUUUGGUCAAGGCACUUGAAGACGUCAUGGUCAAGUACGAUGGCACUGUUCGAAACUCGAUGGGCGACAUUGUCGAGUUCAUCUACGGCGAGGACGGCUUGGACGGAGCUCAUAUUGAGAAGCAGAAGAUUGACAGCAUCACAUCUUCUGAGGCCAAGUUUGAGAAGGUGUACAAGCUGGACGUCCUGACUACGGACAAGCCUCCCAUCCCUUCCAGCCAGUUGGUAGUCGCUUCGGAGAUCCAGGGUGAUGUGAAUGUGCAGCAAUACCUCGAUGAAGAAUUCGAGGAAAUUAAGAGGGACCGUGAGUACUUGCGCACAGUCAUUGGCCAGGAUGACAGCCAGCAAUUCCAGCUGCCGCUCAACAUUCAACGUAUGAUUGAAUCUGCGCAAGCGAGGUUCAAGAUCAAGGCCGACAAUGUCAGCAAUCUCGAACCUAUCGAGGUGAUUACACAAGUUCGAGCGCUUUUGGAUCGGUUGGUCGUCAUCCGUGGAGACGACGAGUUGUCCAAAGAGGCCCAGGCUAGUGCCACUUACCUGUUCAAGUGUCAGUUGCGCUCUCGUCUUGCCUUCAAGCGUCUUGUUGUCGAAUCGCAUUUGAACAAGAAGGCCCUGGCCUACAUUUUGGGAGAACUGGAGGAUCGCUUCCUCAAGGCAGCUGUGGCACCUGGUGAGAUGGUUGGUGUCCUUGCCGCUCAGUCGAUUGGUGAGCCGGCUACUCAGAUGACACUGAACACCUUCCAUUUCGCCGGUGUGUCGUCCAAGAACGUUACACUUGGUGUGCCCCGUCUGAAGGAGAUUCUGAACAUCGCUGCGAACAUCAAGACCCCAUCUAUGCUUGUCCGACAACAGGACAACAACGGUACACAGCAGGACGCCAAGAUUCUGCGAAGUCGUAUUGAACUGACUACUCUGCGUUCUCUUACGCACUCCGUCGAGCUCUUCUACGAUCCAGAGAUCCAGUCCACGUCCAUUGAAGCAGAUGAGGAUAUGGUGGAAUCCUACUUUAUCAUCCCAGAGGAAGACGAAGUCAUCGAAUCGCAAUCCAAGUGGCUACUCCGUAUCAUUCUUGAUCGUAAGAAGUUGCUCGACAAGAGUAUCUCCAUUGGUGAGGUUGCGGGCAGGAUCAAGGAGGAGUUCAAGCCCAAUCUUGCGGUCAUCUUCAGCGACGAGAAUGCCGACGAGCAGAUCAUGCGUGUCCGCUUCAUCUGGGAUGCCAAUCUGCAGAAAGAGGAUGAGGAUAACGAGGAGCGAGAUGAGCAAUGGAUGCGCAAGCUCGAGAAGCAUUUGCUCGACGACGUCAUCCUUCGUGGUGUCCGAGGUGUUGAGCGUGCUUUCAUUCGAGAAGACAACAUUGUUGUGGAGAACGACGAUCGAUCUCUUGUCCUUUCGAGGAACGACCCUCGCUGCAAGGAGUGGGUGCUCGACACCACAGGUACUGCUCUGGCAGACGUCCUCGCCAUUGAGGGUGUUGACGCUACCAAGACCUACUCCAACUCUUUCAUCGAAAUUCUCGGGGUACUCGGCAUUGAAGCUGCUCGCGCUGGUCUUCUCAAGGAGUUGGGUAUGGUCUUGUCCUUUGACGGUUCCUACGUCAAUCACCGUCACAUGGCGUUGCUCGUCGACAUCAUGACGCAGCGUGGUAUGCUCAUGGCUAUCACCCGUCACGGUAUCAAUAGGAACGACACUGGAGCACUCAUGAGGUGUUCGUUCGAGGAGACUGUUGAGAUUCUUCUUGAAGCUGCCGGUUUUGGUGAGCUUGACGAUUGCCGCGGUGUCUCUGAGAACAUUAUGCUUGGUCAGCUCGCUCCAAUGGGUACUGGAGAGUUUGAUGUUGUCAUGGACAGUGCCAUGCUUCUCACUAUGGUGGAAGACAACUCCAAGAUGAUGGGUGGCGCCGCUGCUGGUAACUACAUGGAUACUGGUGCGGCUACGCCUUACGACCUGGGCUCUCCCACUUAUGAAGGCAACAUGGGUAUGGCUGGAUUCGAUGCCUCCUUCUCUCCUCUUGCUGCUGCUGGUACUGGCGACGAUGGCGGCUUGACACAAUACGGUGGCGGCUAUGGCGAUGGUGCCUUUAGCCCGUACGCUGGCGCCCGAAGCCCUGGCUACGCUCCGAUGUCUCCUGGAUUCUCAGGCACCAGCCCUGUCUCACCAGGAUAUUCUCCCACUUCGCCUGGAUACUCGCCGACCUCACCAGGAGGCAUCAGCAGCCCACGCUUUGGUGGUACGUCGCCUGGAUAUGCAGCUACCAGCCCACAGUACUCGCCUACAUCACCGAGCUAUUCACCGACGUCGCCUGGAUACCACUCUCCCACGUCUCCAUCAUACUCUCCUACCUCACCCAGCUACUCGCCGACUUCCCCGUCAUACUCUCCGACGUCGCCGAGUUACAGUCCUACUUCGCCCGCACACCGUGGAGCAACGUCACCUCAUUACAGCCCGACGUCCCCAGCCUACAGCCCAACCUCGCCUCAGUACAGCCCCACAAGUCCGCAGUUUGGUGCGAACAGCGAUAGGCGCUCGCCCGCUUCGCCAACAUCCCCGGCUUACAGCCCGACGAGCCCGGUGUACUCUCCUACCAGCCCAGCUGGUAACCCGUCGUACUCUCCGACGUCACCCAAAUACUCGCCUACAUCUCCGGGCCCAGCUUCGGCGCCAUACUCGGCCGCGAGCCCUAAGUGGAGUCCGGGUUACUCGCCUUCAUCUCCCAAGCAGUAAAGAACCACCGAAACACGUCAAGUGCAGAAGUGGGACUCUUUCAUGUAAGCUCAGGUCCUUGCCUUUGCCGUGUACAAAAGUUGUCUUCGCUUCGUCGGAUGGCUGACUUUGGUGACGUUCAGACUUCACUCAAAGUCUGCUUCUUCCCUUUCCAUCUUGCCGGCUCCCCAGUCUCGUCAGCCCUCCGUACCUUUUGCUAGGCCCACGGGCGCGCUGCUCGACAAACGAUCCCAUAACCACCGCCGCCGGUCUUUUGUUUUCCACAACGAUAUCUACUUCGUCUAAAUGUACAACACCCCAAAGCCUUGCUCGACGCACUCGGCACCCAAAAACCUUUUAUCUGCAUUACCUUUUUUUCUGAACACAUUGCCCCCCAGAUUGCUGUGGGAUGCACGGCGGCGUUUUUUUCUUCCUGGUCUUUUUAAAGUGAGUGCUACGUACG
Messenger RNA from Dothidotthia symphoricarpi CBS 119687, 6095 nucleotides. RefSeq names its product beta and beta-prime subunits of DNA dependent RNA-polymerase. The record is from RefSeq and is a predicted model, not a curated record. Gene Ontology annotation, biological process: transcription by RNA polymerase II. The transcript has 4 exons. Gene Ontology annotation, molecular function: DNA binding. Lineage: Eukaryota; Fungi; Ascomycota; Dothideomycetes; Pleosporales; Dothidotthiaceae. Gene Ontology annotation, cellular component: RNA polymerase II, core complex. Bases 383 to 5653 code for a protein of 1756 amino acids.